UUAACUGAACGUCACAUCUGACGGCUACGUUCAUUUGUGCUCACAAUCUUUGGGCAAAGUUUAACGCCUCCAUUUUUUCUCUUUAGGAGAUAAACAGAGUUUAGUUCUGCUGUAUUUGUAGUCCUUCGAUGACAGUAACUCGAUUAUUUCAUUUCCCUUGCGGUAAUCGAUCAAAAUGAAGGAGUUAGUAGAGGAGAUGCCUGAUGAAGGAUAUGGAUGCGCCGUUGCUAAUCGUUUCGGCCGACUGCUGGACGAUGAAUCCGACCCUUUCGACAUCGUAUACGCGGCAGGGGGGGAAAAGAAACAGAAGAAGAAGAAAGAGGAUCCAAAGAAAACUUCAACCACGACUGGAAAGAAAGAGUCUCAAAGGGACAGGAAAAUCGUUCUUCCAGUAGAUGGAGGUGGACAAGGCCAAGUCCGUCUUGCUCGUGGAGAAGUUGAGGAGCGAAUAGAGAGACGCGUGACUUUUGAGCGCAAAUUCAGCGACGCCGACACCCCCCUCAGUUUCUCUGUUGAGAGGCCUGUGGAUGUGCUGGACAGGCCUGUCAGAGGAAGAGGUACAGGAAGAGGGCGAGGAGCCCGAGGCCCAGGAUAUCCAAGAUCUAGUGAUGGAUUUGACCAGAGGGGAAAGAGAGAGUUUGAGAGACACAGUGGCUCUCUGAGUGUCAGAUCAGAAGAGAAGCGCAGCGGCAGUGGAUCUCGUAACUGGGGCUCGAUGAGAGACCAUAUGAGCUGCAGGAAAUAUCUUGUAACGCAGAUGAUGCUUGACAUGUACAAUUGCUCCUCUUUCAGACCUUCUGAGACCGAGGAAGUGAUUGAGCUUGCCCUAGAGAUGACACUGGAUGAGUGGAAAGCCCAACAGGAGCAAAGCAGGCCUAAGGUGGAGCUGAAUAUCCGUAAGGCAGAUACCUCUGUGCUGUCCAAGGCCGUGGUCAUCCAUAAGUCCAAAUUCCUUCAGAAACAUCAUAAUGGCUUGGAUGAAGAGGAUGUGGUUUUCCGCCGCCCGGCCAAUGACAUCACUUGUCAACUGGAGAUCAACUUUGGCAGCCUGGCUCGGCCUUCUCGUGGUGGGAGAGGAGGACGAGGUGGUCGUGGCCGUGGGGCUCCAUCCAUGCCAUCCCAAAGAUCUCCACAAAAACUUGAAUCUGCUCCAAACCCAGAUGAUCCAGAAGAUUUCCCUGCACUGACCUAGAGCUCCUCUGGAGGUAUAGAGUGAGGAUCAAACUGUUCUGCAACCCAUGUUGGUAGCUCUGAAAUGGGCACUUAAAAUGAACAAAAAUAAAGCAUGCAUAAAGUUGGUUCUUUGCAGUCACUGCAGUUGUCAUCGUGUAUAGUUCUGUAAUUUUUGCACUUGUUUGGGUUUACUAUUUUAAGAGGAUGGAGCAAUAGUUUUUUCUAAAAUAAAGCAUGCUGUUAAAGGCAUAUUGAUGCUGAGUGAAUACUUUGCCUAAAUACGUUAAGGAUAUUAAAAUGUAGACUUGCAUUUCUGCAAUUGCUUGAUUAGCCAGAAGAUUUACGGGGUGUUAAGCAAGGUGACAGUGACUUUGAACUGAAAUGUAAUAUGAAUUAAACUCUGGGCUGGUUUUAUCUCA
Messenger RNA from Sinocyclocheilus anshuiensis, 1592 nucleotides. RefSeq names its product plasminogen activator inhibitor 1 RNA-binding protein-like. The coding region runs from base 176 to 1192 and encodes 338 amino acids. The record is from RefSeq and is a predicted model, not a curated record. Gene Ontology annotation, biological process: positive regulation of RNA splicing; positive regulation of translational initiation. Gene Ontology annotation, cellular component: nucleus; cytoplasm. Lineage: Eukaryota; Metazoa; Chordata; Actinopteri; Cypriniformes; Cyprinidae. The transcript is spliced from 8 exons. Gene Ontology annotation, molecular function: RNA binding.